Messenger RNA from Humulus lupulus (European hop), 538 nucleotides. RefSeq lists its product as uncharacterized. Lineage: Eukaryota; Viridiplantae; Streptophyta; Magnoliopsida; Rosales; Cannabaceae. Gene Ontology annotation, cellular component: extrinsic component of membrane. The transcript has 4 exons. Bases 101 to 538 code for a protein of 145 amino acids. The record is from RefSeq and is a predicted model, not a curated record. Gene Ontology annotation, biological process: protein targeting to vacuole; protein retention in Golgi apparatus.
UUUAAUUUCAUAAUUCAACUGUGAUUGGAUACUUGGAGGCAUGUUUUGAUUGGCCUUGAAAUUUUUUAGUAUCUUGUUGUUGCAUGAUGGAUACAAGGAUAUGUUAAAACUAGUUGAUAACUUUUCUGCCUUUAAUCAACGCUUAAAAUAUGCGCAUUUUCGUCCACAUGUUUCCAUGAAAUCUGAUCCUCGUUCUUGGUGGAAGUAUGCUUAUAGAGUUGUAUCUGACCAAGUGAAGAAGGGAAGAUUGAAUCAAAAGAUUGUACUGAGUAUUUUGUGUCUUGGAAAGGAGCUAUAUAUAGAUACUGCAAGUCAUGUUUCUGUUGUCUUUGCUUCAACUGCUAAUCAGGGAAUACAUUUAUUUCCAAGAAUGUUGACAACAAGAAGAAAAAGAAACUUAAGAAGGUGGAAAAUAAGAUGCUUGGAUGGGAGUCAAAUUUUAGUGCUUCAGAUCCUUGUGCAUAUUGGCUUGCAAGUUAAUUUCUCUUUAAUAAGUGCUGAAUUGCUUCAAUUUGAGUUGCCUUUUGGACUUCACUGA